This is a messenger RNA of Hibiscus syriacus, 1051 nucleotides long. RefSeq names its product transcription factor bHLH148-like. The transcript has a single exon. The coding region runs from base 223 to 900 and encodes 225 amino acids. Lineage: Eukaryota; Viridiplantae; Streptophyta; Magnoliopsida; Malvales; Malvaceae. Gene Ontology annotation, biological process: regulation of DNA-templated transcription. The record is from RefSeq and is a predicted model, not a curated record. Gene Ontology annotation, molecular function: protein dimerization activity.
CAUCCCAUUUCUUUAUAAACCUUCUCCCCCUUCCCUCUCUCCCCUCCUUUCUAUCUUUCCUCUCAAUUCCCCACUCAGAUUCAUUUAAUUCGUAAUAAAUUCAUAUCAUUCUGCAGGAUUUUGAUUUGAAUCUUUUUGUUCUUCUCGUUUUCUGUUAUAAUUCAUCGAAUCAUACGGUUCAAGGAGAGAGGCGAAGAAUCUCGACGUGAUUUGAUCAAGUGGAUGGCGUCCGUGAUAACGAAUCCAGUGACGAAAGCAAACACCGAUCGAAGCGGCAGAAGGAAAAAAAAGAAGCAAUCAUCAGCGGCGAUGUCAAAAGAGAAUCAGCAGCAGAGCCACGCCAAAUGGAAGUCAGAGGCGCAGCAACAAAUCUAUUCCUCAAAGCUGAUUCAAGCUUUAAGCAGACUCAGUCUCAACAACAACAGCAGCAGCUCUUCUUCUUCUCCUUCUCCUUCGGCUCCACGCCCUGGCCGAGCCUUCCGUGAAGCCGCUGAUAGAGCAUUGGCCGUCGCGGCUAAAGGUAGAACCAGGUGGAGCCGAGCGAUUCUGACGAGCCGUGUUAAACUCAAGUUUAGAAAGCAGAAGAGAAACAGAGGAUCUGCUGCUGCUGCGACGGUGACGGCUGCCUUCAGCGGGAGUAGCCGGUCGAGGAAACCGAGAUUUAGCGUCUCGAAAUUGAGAGCGAAGAGUUUACCAACUGUUCAAAGGAAAGUCAAGGUUCUUGGCCGGUUAGUUCCCGGUUGUAGAAAGGAACCGUUACCGGUUAUUCUCGAAGAAGCAACCGAUUACAUUGCGGCACUUGAGAUGCAGGUUCGAGCCAUGAGUGCUAUCGCUGAUUUGCUUUCUGGUUCCGGAGCAGCCGCCAGCUCUAGCUCGCCUCCGCCGCCGAUCAGCCAGUGACUCUCUUUUCGUUGCUUAAUUGCCAUGUAUUACCAUCUCUUUGUUUUUAUUUUUCCCUUUCUCUGUUAAGUAAUAAUCUCUCAUGUUAAAUACAUGGCUUCUUCCUUUUUCCUUCUCAAGUGCUUUUCAUCACACAAAUCUCGUUUUAUUC